Molecule: messenger RNA, 1927 nt
Organism: Carassius auratus (goldfish)
Lineage: Eukaryota; Metazoa; Chordata; Actinopteri; Cypriniformes; Cyprinidae
Exons: 9
Coding region: 218-1705 (495 amino acids)
Source: RefSeq, a predicted model, not a curated record
UUGUGUGACUGUUGGCACAACAACCACAUCAACCACCUAUGAUAUACCAUUUGCAUCAACACCAUUAAAGUCUGGUUUCAGACCACCAAAAUGACCUCUGCUGUUGGAAGAAGAGGGGGGAGAGGAGGAGGAAGAGUCAGACAUACAAAUUCCAACAGAACCUCAUGAUUCAACUUUUAACCCCGCCGAUGACACAACAAUUUCACACAAAUCUGAAAUGUUGUUUGGGCAAAGCUCCACAUAUGCAGACACAAAAUACAUUGUGUUUGAAACAUGUUUGCGUGAGUUGUUCUCCACGUGUCCAAUUUGCAAUUCACAAUCUGAUAUGAAGCUACAACGAAUAAGCACUUAUGUUGCAAUCAGGCAGCUUUGCCCCAAGUGUUUGUACAACCGUAAGUGGCAGAGCCAACCAAUAAUUGGAAGUACACCAAUGGGCAACCUCCUGUUAUCAGCUGCAACUUAUUUUACUGAGGGAUCAUUCAUCCAACUACAAAAGAUUUUCAAGGCCAUGGAAUUAAAAAUUCACCAGUACGUCACAUUCAGGAGACAUUGCAGGAGUUUUUUGGAACCAGCAAUUGUACACAAGUGGAGAAGUGAACAACGAAAAAUUAUACAGAAGUUACAAGAGGGAGGAAAGAUUGCAUUAUCUGGAGAUAUGCGUGCAGAAUUCCCAGGAUAUUCUGCUAAAUAUGGCAGCUAUACUCUUAUGCACAUGCAUAGCAAUACUAUUGUUGACCUACAGCUUGUUCAGAGCAAUGAGGUUGGUGGUAGCUAUCACAUGGAGAAGGAAGGCCUAAAGAGAUGUCUGGACCUGCUGGAGUAUGACGAUUUAGAAGUGGAUUACAUCGUCACUGACCGUCAUCCACAGAUCCAGAAGUAUCUCAGGGAGCGUGACAUAACACUGUUCUAUGAUGUGUGGCACUUUGAGAAAGGUUUGUCUAAGAAAUUAGAUAAACUGGCAAAAAAAAAAAAAAAUUACUGUGAAUUGCUAAGGCCGUGGCUGCGUAGCAUCAGAAAUCAUGUUUACUGGUGCGCCACUUCCUCGACAUCAGGACCAGAGAAGGUGGCUAAGUGGACUUCACUGGUCAACCACCUCCAGAAUGUGCACACACAUGACAAUCCUAUCUUUCCCAAGUGCCAACAUCCACUCAUAGCUUCAAAUAAUCAAAAGAAAUGGUUUCAACAAGGAUCGCUGGCUGUCCACAAAGUCGAACAAAUACUUUACAUCAAAAGGGUGCUCAAAGAUGUGGAGAAGCUCAGUCACAGUUUCCAGACAUCUUCCCUGGAGGCUUUCCACAGCUUAAUUCUACGUUUUGCAUCGAAAAAUGUAGUGUUCCCUUUCAUUGGAAUGUUGUGCAGACUGUAUCUUGCUGUGCUUCAUCAUAAUGAAAACGCCAACAGAGAACAAGCCACAACUAAGGCAGGACAGGCGGUGUACCGAAUGGUGUUCCCGAAAUCAAAAAAAGGGCGGCCAUUAAAAAAAGAGUCAACAUAUACUUAUGUUGAUGAGCUACUGAAGCUCGUAUUUGAAGAAGUGGUCAUGGACCCCUCUACAUUUGUGGAAGAACUGAAAUCAAUCCCCAUUCCAAAGCCACUUUGUGCAGAGUUUGUCAGACCAUCAAAGGUGGAAGCAAUUGCCAUCCAUGUUUCAAGAUUCAGUCAAGCGGAGGUCGAAAGCCGGUGUACUCUCCAGUCGGAUCUGUGACAUCUGUCUAAAUGCGUCUCUAACAUGAGGCUACAUUUGUCACUGCACAUUACAGACCAUGUCUAAACAUACGUGUGAUGCUACAAGCAGAGCAGAUUGUUACUUACCUCCAUACAGUAUAAUAAUAUGUAUUGAUCAUAUGAAUGUUUUUGAUGUUACACAGUGAAUAGAAAAAAAACUGUCAACAUGAUCAUGUCAUAAUUCAUGCCUAAACAAAAGAAU